AACUACUAUGGAGCAGCCCGGCAGAUCCUGAGCGACAACCCGCUCGGUUUGACUUGUGGAAUGAUUUGUCCAACAUCGGAUCUCUGCGUUGGUUCCUGCAAUCUACAAGCUACCGAGGAGGGAGCUAUAAAUAUUGGAGGACUCCAGCAAUUCGCCUGUGAUGUCUUUAAAAAGAUGAACAUCCGACAAAUCGUCUCAAAAGAAAUUCGCGAAAAUAGGAACAAAUCCCAUGAGUCACCUAUCGCUUUGAUAGGAUGCGGCCCUGCAUCGAUCUCUUGCGCAUCAUUUUUGGCUCGGCUGGGUUACACUGACAUCACUAUCUAUGAGAAGAACGAUUACGUUGGAGGACUAAGCUCAUCCGAAAUUCCGCAGUUCCGUCUGCCUUAUGAUGUAGUCGACUUCGAGAUACAGUUGGCCAAAGAUAUCGGUGUGAAAAUUGUGACUGGACGAGCACUGCAUAAGAAUGAUCUCACAGUAGAAAAGCUCAAGGCGGACGGAGCCAAAGCUGUCUUCAUCGGAAUUGGAAUGCCCGACCCCAAGAAGAUUAGUGUCUUUGAAGGCCUCAACCAAAGCCAUGGAUUUUACACAAGCAAAGAUUUCCUUCCCAUGAUAGCAGCCGCAAGCAAGCCUGGUAUGUGUGCAUGCUCUGCAAAGCAACUACCAUCUAUGAAAGGAAGAGUGAUUACAACCUUCCUAUCACGACAUUUCAAAUGCUCUUUUGUAGGUGACACUGCUUUCGACUGCGCUACUUCUGCACUUAGAGCUGGAGCUUCGAGAGUGACUGUGGUGUUCCGUAAAGGGUUC
Cylicostephanus goldi is the source of this 804-nucleotide messenger RNA. NCBI's taxonomy places the organism in Eukaryota, Metazoa, Nematoda, Chromadorea, Rhabditida, Strongylidae. The record is from the annotation of a GenBank genome assembly.